CUUUAACCAGUGCUAGGCUCGUGUUAGCGACGCCUCCUCAGCUGUUGGAAAUUCCCAUCUUCUCACUGCGCAUGCGCACACCUCUGACAGUUCACCAGCAUCAGGAGCCCACGUGCAGAGUCAGCGGAGGCGGUUGACCCGUGCAACUUUACUUCGAUUUAUUAUAUUCAUUAUAGCUCCGCCCCCCACGUUAAACGAAAAGAACCAGGAACUUGUGACGUGACGUCUGUACGAGGACGGCUGGUGGGGGGACAGACAGUGAAGAAAAGAAAUGGCGAUGCUCGGAGGAUUUAGCUCUGCACAGCACAAGAAAAAUGCCUCCGACGGGACCGGGGACGUGUCCGAAUUCCUCUGUCCCGUGUGUCUGGAAAUCUUCGACAGCCCCGUAAGAACACAGUGUGGCCAUACGUUCUGCCAGAGCUGUCUGCAGGAGUGUCUGCGCCCUCAGAAGCCUGUGUGUGCAGUGUGCAGGGCUGCUCUGGGUCACUGCACUAAAGCUGUGGAGGUAGAGGCCCUGAUUCAGGCAUCUGCAGCUGCGUGUAAAGGGUGUGGAACACAGGUCGGCCUGUCCCAGAUGAGAGCCCACACAGCUAGUUGUUCUAAAUUCCAGGAGUACAUCGAGGAAGGGGUGAGGACCACUGCCCAGACCCAACCUGCCAUCAUCAGUCCUGUACCAAACCGCUACACCUUUACCUGCCCUUACUGCAACUGCCCCAAUCUGGAUCAGGAUGGCCUAGUAGAGCACUGUACCUCUCUGCAUUCUCGGGAUAGUCGCCAAGUGGUGUGUCCUAUCUGUGCCUCUAUGCCCUGGGGAGACCCCAACUACAGAAGCGCUGACUUUCUGCAACAUCUGAAGAUUAGACACACCUUUUCUUAUGAUACCUUUGUUGAUUACUCCACAGACGAGCACACAAUGAUUCAAGAGGCUCUACAGCGCUCUCUGCUGGACCACUGAAGAAUGGCAGUGGGCCAGAUGGAAUAAAGCCAGUGAUGCUGAUGUCUUGUGAGGACAGUGCUGUAUCAUGAAGGUGGUGAUAUACAUUACAAUGGGAAACAGCUUCACAGAGCUCACCAUUAGGUUUCCACAUAACCCUAUAUAAAAGCCAGAGUUUGUGGGCUUAAGCCUACACUCUACUGAUUUAUGAUGCUGUGCUUCUGGUGUAAUAAGUUCUCUCCAGUCUGGUCUGUUGACCCGUUAAAUCUUUACUAUGUACAUCAGUGACAUACUGUCAUAUAGCCAACACUUCAGUGCAAUCAGAUAUCCCAGUUGUCAAUACUUGAUGUUUAAAAAAGGGUUUGACCACUAGGUGGCUUCCAAUUGCCAGCAAAUGACAGACUUUACACAGUAAAGAUGUCAGGUAAAGUUAAAAUUCUAUAAUGUACAUUGAAAUAUUCCAGGGCCCACUGCCCAGUAUGAUGGCAGUUAAAAAACGAUGAUGAAGCAGAUAAGGUUAACUGCACAGUACAGGGCUCUGUACGAAGAUUAUUUUUACUUGUUUUUUCUUCUGUGUUAUUUCAUGUGUUUUGAAGAUGUGCUUUCCACACAUUCAGAGAUCUACUGGAAAGAAUAAAUAAUAUGAGGGUUGAACCAAAGCCAGACAAGGCUGUUUGAUUAUUGUAACUCCCUUAUGUCUUUGUGCCUGCUGGUAGAUCUUACUUUUGACUUCCAAAUUUCAUAGGGCUAACAGUUCAUCCCAUAAACCAAGAGAGGCGCCUGAGUAUUGGUCUUUGGCAUGUCCUGGCCAUAAGAGGGCGGCAGUGCUCCAUGUAACAGCUUCUAUCUGUAGCCAUAAUUAAAUGUCCAUUAUCUCUGUAUUUUGGCCAAGUUUGUAUUUUGUUAAAACUGCCUCUGAAACAUUUUUUUCUCCCUCUGUUUACUUGUUGGGGAAAAAAAAGAAAAGUAAUACAAUUGUUUUUUUUCUGAUUGAGAAACAUCUCAAAAAGAUUCUCACCAAUUUAAAACCUUCCACAAUUUUGCCAUGUAAAAUGACUGGUUUAUAACAAUAAUUUUUCAUACAUAGUUUAAUGUGUAUUGUAAUGACUUAAAGUUCAAUUUCAAUAUAGCUCCAGUUUUAAUACAGCUGCACAUUAAAUAAUCUCUUCGUUGGAAUAUGCUUAACAGUAUUGGCUCAAAUGUAUUAUAAUAUAUAUAUGCCCAAGUUUGGCAUUUAUUUAGUCUGUUCUAAUUCAAUUCAAUUGGCACCUGUAAAAGAUUUGAAGAUGAUUUUUUUUUUUUUUUUUUUCUAAUCUGCAUUUCACUUAAAAUAAUGAACUAACACAGAUAUCUUUCCACAAUCUUUUAUUUUUUCUGAUGCACUUGUACGGAAUGGCCAUAAGCGAUACACAUCACAUACAUGUUUUUGUUUUGCUGUCUAAAAAUAAAUCAAUAUGGCAGAACUUUCCUUUGUCCAUUUAUCAUCAAUCGCUUUCGUUGGUGACGUUAUUCUUUGCCUGUGCGUCACAUUCUCUGCUGUCAAGGCGCUAAAUCCUGAUAAAUUAAACUUCUUUAAUUAUUUAAACCCUGGCCCUCACAAAUCAGGAGUAGUGAUUUAUACAUGUGUGUGUACUAGACAUGGGGGGAACACUCAGCUGUGAUGGAUGACACCACUGUGCACGAGCAGUUUCAAACCAAGCUAAUGUUGCAGGCUAUGACAAUUCAUACAAGGAUUUGAGUAAAUUGUGGAGAAAUUGUAAAGAUGUAUUUAUUUGUUGUUUUGACUUGAUAGGCAGUGUUAGUGGCACAGUGGCUGUGGUUACACACUCAGAAUGUGAUUAUCCAUUAUGGUCAUUGUGAUCAUGGUCCCUCUGAUUAGUCACAUCACACAUGUCCUUUUAAAGGGUUAGAAAUCAGAUAUUCAUCAAAUUUGGUGAGCGUGAUAGAAAUAUUCUGAGGCGAAGAAAAAAGUCCUUCAAAAAUUGAAUAAAACUGAAAUAGAAAAAAUAUUGCACAAUGCUAAUAGGUCACCUUUCAGUUAAUUAAUAGAUAAUUGCUUUCUUACGUUUAUAAAUAUUGAUCAUUUGUAUUCAGUUCCCAUACUAAAUAUCUGCAUGUUUUUACUUUAAAUAAUCAUUCCCUCACUGUACUGAUUUUGAAGAAGUUAUGCUGUUUACAUAGACUUUAGACUCAAUGUAAUGUCUCAAACAUGUUAAAAAUUAUAUCAGCUAGUCUUUGUUACAAGCAGUGUUAUGUCAUAUUAACAUUGUGUUUGCAAAGUGUUUGAUGUAACAAGGACAUUAUAAUGAAACCUUAGGCCUCUGGUGUGCAUUGUCCAGAGGGAGAUGACAAACUCUUGUAUAUGUGUAAUUACAUUGGCUAAAUAACACAACACUCA
Periophthalmus magnuspinnatus is the source of this 3332-nucleotide messenger RNA. RefSeq names its product ring finger protein 114 (gene rnf114). Bases 272 to 955 code for a protein of 227 amino acids. The record is from RefSeq and is a predicted model, not a curated record. The transcript is spliced from 7 exons. NCBI's taxonomy places the organism in Eukaryota, Metazoa, Chordata, Actinopteri, Gobiiformes, Gobiidae. Gene Ontology annotation, molecular function: ubiquitin protein ligase activity. Gene Ontology annotation, biological process: ubiquitin-dependent protein catabolic process; protein polyubiquitination.